Messenger RNA from Xiphias gladius (swordfish), 5056 nucleotides. RefSeq names its product major vault protein (gene mvp). NCBI's taxonomy places the organism in Eukaryota, Metazoa, Chordata, Actinopteri, Istiophoriformes, Xiphiidae. The transcript has 17 exons. Gene Ontology annotation, cellular component: nucleus; cytoplasm. The coding region runs from base 225 to 2882 and encodes 885 amino acids. The record is from RefSeq and is a predicted model, not a curated record. Gene Ontology annotation, molecular function: protein binding.
CGUCUCUCCGACGCGCACCGCGCAGCGCUUUUCACCGAACAACGUCCCGGCUCUCGCAACUACCGGUCGUCCGAUGUCCGGAGCUCUCGCAGCGACGUGGUCGAGGUGUGGCUGAGCCUCAGCCGAAACCGGGUCCACUGGGUGUUUAUUGACGCACUCAGCACGGAUUCCUAUCCAGUCCGCAAAUACCGCACUUCCUGUUCUGCCAGCAUUUGGUUCGAACCAUGGCGAAGAAGGGAGGAAACCGCGGGCCGGAGCUCGAGGGGCUGCUGGACGCGUCCAUCAUCCGGAUCCCACCCCAUCACUACAUCCACGUACUGGACCAGAACACCAACAUCGCCCGGGUGGAGAUCGGACCGCUCACCUACAUCCGCCAGGACAAUGAAAGAGUGCUCUUUCCUCCGGUCCGUAUGAUCAUGGUGCCGCCUCGUCACUACUGCUUGAUCUUCAACCCCGUGUCCCGCGACGACAACGGCCAGGUCCUCUUUGACGAAUCCGGUCAGGCCAAGCUCCGCCACGCCGACCUGGAGAUCCGCCUGACCCGGGACCCGUUCCCCCUGUACCCCGGAGAGGAGAUCCAGCAGGACGUGACCCCGCUCCAGAUCGUGUAUCCGGACACGGCGCUGCGUCUGCAGGCUCUGCUGGACUUUGACGAGGGGGAGGGAGGAGAGAAGAGAGUUGCCGGAGACGAGUGGCUGUUCGAGGGACCAGGGACCUACAUCCCGAGGAAGGAGGUGGCAGUGCUGGAGACCAUCAAGGCCACCGUGAUCCGAGAGAACCAGGCCAUCAGACUGAGAGCUCGCAAGGAGGGGGUGGACAGAGGAGGGGUCCGCAGGGUCACAGGUGAGGAGUGGCUGGUCAGUAAGGUGGGCGCGUACCUGCCAGGUGCCCAUGAAGAAGUCAUUGACAUUGUGAACGCUUUCAUCCUGACUGACAAGAAAGCGCUGCACGUUCGCGCCCUGCGUCCCUUCAAAGACGCCGGCGGUCGGGACCGGCGUACGGGGGAGGAGUGGCUGGUCACCCUGGCCGACAGGGAGGCUCACAUCCCCUCCGUGGCGGAGGAGGUGGUGGGGGUGGUGGACGUGACCACUCUGAGCAGCAGGCAGUACUGUGUGAUCCUGGACCCGGUCGGACCCGACGGGAAGCCUCAGCUGGGCCAGAAGAGGGUGGUGAAGGGGGAGCGCUCGUUUUUCCUCCAGCCAGGGGAGUGCCUUGAACAGGGCACCCAGGACGUGUACGUGCUGUCGGAGGAGGAGGGUCUGGUGCUGAGGGCCGUGGAGGCUUUCAACGACACCGAGGAGCAGGUGGCGGAGGAGGAGGAAGAGGAGGAGGCCGAGGAGGAGGAGCUGAUGCAGGAGAGGGCCAAGCGCUCCCGGAGGAGCGGCGUCCUGCGUCGCCCCGGAGACCGCUGGAUGCUGCGGGGCCCCGUCGAGUACGUCCCCCCCGCUGCUGUGGAGGUGGUGCUGAGACGACAGGCCAUCCCGCUGGACGAGAACGAGGGAAUCUACGUCCGGGACAUCAAAACUGGAAAGGUGCGUGCGGUGAUCGGUCACACCUACAUGCUGACUCAGGAUGAGGAGCUGUGGCAGAAGGAGCUUCCUCCCAACGUGGAGGCCCUGCUGGCUUCUCCUCUCGACCCGCUGGCCAACCGCUCGGACCGGACCAUGACCGGAGACUGCCAGGUCAGGGACAAGACCCGGGUCGUCUCCUACAGGGUUCCGCACAAUGCCGCCGUCCAGGUGUACGACUACAGAGAGAAGAAAGCCAGGGUGGUGUUUGGUCCAGAGAUGGUGAUGCUGGGACCUGACGAGCAGUUCACCGUGCUGUCGCUGUCCGGAGACAAACCGAAGAGGGCCAACGUCAUCAAGGCCGUCUGCCUCCUGCUGGGACCCGACUUCUUCACGGACAUCAUCACCAUCGAGACGGCCGACCACGCCCGGCUGCAGCUGCAGCUGUCCUACAACUGGCACUUCGACAUAAAGUCUCCAGCAAACUCUGCCGACGCAGCCGCUCUGUUUUCAGUCCCUGACUUCGUGGGAGACGCCUGUAAAGCCGUCGCCUCCCGGGUCAGAGGAGCCGUCGCCUCCGUGCAGUUUGACGAUUUCCACAAGAACUCGAACCGGAUCAUCUGCUCGGCCGUGUUUGGCUUCGACGAUAAGCUGGCGGUUCGUCCCAGUCUCUGCUUCAGCCAGAACAACCUGGUGAUCAGCAGCGUGGACAUCCAGUCCGUGGAGCCCGUCGACCAGAGGACGCGAGACGCCCUGCAGAAGAGCGUCCAGCUCGCCAUCGAGAUCACCACCAACUCCCAGGAGGCUGCUGCACGGCACGAGGCAGAGCGUCUGGAGCAGGAGGCCCGGGGGAAGCUGGAGAGGCAGAGGAUCACCGACCAGGCCCAGGCUGAGAGAGCCCGGAAGGAGCUGCUGGAGCUGGAGGCUCUCAGCGCUGCAGUGGAGAGCACAGGAGCAGCGAAGGCCGAGGCUCAGUCUCGGGCGGAGGCGGCUCGUAUCCAGGGGGAGGCGGCUGUCAACGAGGCCAAACUGAAGGCUGAGGCUCAGAGGAUCGAGGCGGAGGCGGAGCUGCAGCGGCUGGCGAAGGCUCGUGAGCAGGAGCUGAGCUACAAGAAGGAGAUGGACCGUCUGGAGGUGGAGAAGCAGGAGCGCCUGGCUCAGAUCGAGAGUCAGCGGUUCCGGGAGCUGGUGGGGAGUCUGGGCUGCGACACGCUGACGGAGAUAGCCAGAGCCGGGCCCGAGCUGCAGGUCAAGAUGCUGCAGGCUCUGGGGCUGAAGUCCACCCUCAUCACGGACGGAUCGUCGCCCAUCAACCUCUUCACCACAGCCAACGGCCUGCUGGGGGCGCUGCCGGGACAGGGCCGGGGCCAGUGAGGAAGAGGAUGGAGAGGAACCAGAGAGGAAGGGGUCCAAGGGUAAACCUCAUUGCACUAGUGUGAUGUGAGUGUGUCUCAUGGCCGAUAUUAAAGCAAGAUUUCCUGCAGGUCACUGUAAAGGUUUUAAAGCUCUAGAAUAAAACCCGGCAAUGCAUCUCUAAAAUCAACAAUUUUCAAGCCAAGAUUUGCACAAACCGACAACUCCGCAUGUUCCCAAACAGCCUCAAGACACAUCGAGAAACCCAACAGGGAUGAUGUGCAGCGUCUUAACCGCUUUACAGUUUGUCCGUUAACAGCGAUGCUGAUUAUUCAACCAUUUACUGCACAACUUUGCUGGUACCAGAACUUCCCCCGGGUGACAGACUGUCUCCGUGGUGGAUCAAUAAACAUGUGGAGAGAGAGGAAUUAUCUCGAAGGGUCCUGGAAGCAAAAGUCCUGUUCAUUUUCCCCCGGACAGUGUUAGAUAAAGGUCAAUAAGAAUAAUAAUGUGAUUAGAAUAGAAUCUGCGCAUAAAUCAUAUCAACGGCGUGAACACGUGAACACAGAUUCACGGCAGAAAACUUUGGACAGGUUGACGCUGUCUCCCAGUCGGGGGUCCGGAUCAGUCCAACAGGUUUGGCUCAUUGACCCGUUCCCCUGUUCAUACUGGCCCUGAGGGAUCAGUGAUGGGGGACAAAACCCUCAGUCCCCGUUUUGUGUGAAAAAAGAACUCAGAGGUUUGUCCAAAGCCAACAUGAGGCUUCAGGCGUCUGAGUUGGUCAAAUCAAGUGGACGUCUUCCAGAGUUCCAGACUUUUCAGUGUCAAAUUCUCCUUGUGUCCCCGUUGGGCUGCGUUGAUUGGUCUUAACCGCUUGAUCAAAUUAAUUUGGACGGAUGAAGCCUCAUAUCAGCUUCAGAUUAAACUCUGGAUUUAGGAUUUUGACCCCACAUUAUGAAGGCAUCUUUUAAUGGUCAGUAUGACCAGGAGACAUGGUCUCAGCAAGAAAACUGAAAAAAUGUGAACCUGUCAACCAAAUCUUUUCCUCACUUACUAAUAUUUUCUACACAUUGACAGACUUUUCCACAGGUUUACACCGGCUGACGUUAGACCACAGACUCUAAAACUGUGUCGAGUCACAAACUCAGAAUCUUAUUGACCCUUAUUUAAUCCCGUGAAGUUCUUCAGGUCUCUGAGGGACAUGAAACUCUCCUGGUUCAAACAUCAGGACAAAGGUUGAACAACUGUGUCAGAAAACAUCUGGUUCUCUGAUUUUAAAAAAAGCCUGUGGACAUAAGAACUGAAGGAGAGAAGUCAACUACAACUCCCAGGGUGCAUUUCGCUAACAACUGUCCAAUCAAAGCUUCGGAUUCUGUGGCUAGAGCUAAUAAUUAUGCAUACUAGAGCCUGCAGCUUAAAUCAGUCUGGGACAUUGUCCAGAGCAGAGGUUUUGGAUUCUGGAUCCGUUUUCGGAUCCGCUUGGCAACUAUGGCACCGCGUUUUGUUCCCAUACUCAACGCUACCGCUCUGAUUCGGAACCAGAUGUUUUCUCACACAGUUGUUCAUCCUUUCUUACUCCAGCUGUGAGUCACACGACACUAAGAACAUGAACGAGACUUUUAAUGCAGGAACCAGAGUCCAGAAUCAGCAACGCUGUGACGACAAACUGACAAAAUCAGUCAAAAAACUGAAAAACUGAACCUUCUGUUUUCUUUGAUUAAUAAACUGUAAAGGUUUUCACUGACCUCCAGUGGUUGAAGUGAAGCUGUAGGAGAGAACUCACCUGUAAUCGCACCUACAUCAGUUCUAGGUGUGAUUCCAGGAGAACCUGAAGGGCGAACCCCUCAACCUGAAGGGCUCAGAACAGAGUUUACCGGCCUGAAGUUCACAGGUUUACUGUUGGACAGGGGACCAGAAAUGAAGACAUGUCUCAAGUGAAGGAAUUGUGCCUACAAACGUCCCAGUUUGUUUAGUCGUGUAACCUGACAGCCAAAGAACCGUUUCUGCUUUGCACUAUGUCCACUAGAAAUAGAAAUAGAAAUGCAGUUGAUUUUCAUGUUUACAUAGUGGAUAUUAAACCUACCUGUUUCUGUGGUGAUAAAAUAAAGACAGACCGUCUGUCGUCCUCUGCCUUACAAAGUGCUGUUGUUUCUUCUGGAAAAAAAAACAGUUUGAACCCAUUAAAGUGCUGCUUC